This is a messenger RNA of Eublepharis macularius, 2441 nucleotides long. It is a transcript of the gene RHOB, whose product is annotated as ras homolog family member B. The transcript has a single exon. Gene Ontology annotation, biological process: small GTPase-mediated signal transduction. Lineage: Eukaryota; Metazoa; Chordata; Lepidosauria; Squamata; Eublepharidae. Gene Ontology annotation, molecular function: GTP binding; GTPase activity. The coding region runs from base 400 to 990 and encodes 196 amino acids. The record is from RefSeq and is a predicted model, not a curated record.
ACGGCGGCGAAGAAGCGCGGUGCUACCUUAAAGGCGCAGCCGCACACGCACACACCAAAAAAACACGGGUUGAGGAAGGGGCGGAGAUUUGCUGCGGACCGGAGAGCCGAGAACUAACCAGAAGGAGAAAAAGCGAAGCCGCUCCGUCCUGAUCGCUGCUGGGAUUCAAAAGACUGGCGGAAGGUACAGGGAAGCGCCUUCUCCUCGCCUGAGCUUGGAAGGAGCGGAGCGGGCGGCUCCCUUGACGAUCCCGCUGGGGACGCGCGCAUAAAGGAGAGGCUCGCCCGGCUCGCCACGGUGCCCUAUCGCAAGGGAGAAGCGGCGGCAGAGCGGGGCGGCGGCGAGGUCUCGAGCUCCCUGCUGGAGCAGCCUCCCAAGGCGGGCUCGGCGAGGCUGGCCAUGGCGGCGAUCCGCAAGAAGCUGGUGGUGGUGGGCGACGGGGCGUGCGGCAAGACGUGCCUGCUGAUCGUCUUCAGCAAGGACGAGUUCCCGGAGGUGUACGUGCCCACCGUCUUCGAGAACUACGUGGCCGACAUCGAGGUGGACGGCAAGCAGGUGGAGCUGGCGCUGUGGGACACGGCCGGCCAGGAGGACUACGACCGCCUGCGCCCGCUCUCCUACCCGGACACCGACGUGAUCCUCAUGUGCUUCUCGGUGGACAGCCCGGACUCGCUGGAGAACAUCCCCGAGAAGUGGGUGCCCGAGGUGAAGCACUUCUGCCCCAACGUGCCCAUCAUCCUGGUGGCCAACAAGAAGGACCUGCGCAACGACGAGCACGUGCGCAACGAGCUGGCUCGCAUGAAGCAGGAGCCGGUGCGCACCGAGGACGGCCGCGCCAUGGCCGUCCGCAUCCAGGCCUACGACUACCUCGAGUGCUCGGCCAAGACCAAGGACGGCGUGCGGGAGGUCUUCGAGACGGCCACCCGGGCCGCCCUGCAGAAGCGCUACGGCACCCAGAACGGCUGCAUCAACUGCUGCAAAGUGCUAUAAUGGCGGGCACCGGCGGCGCGCACGGAGGCUGGCCGGGGAGGGGGGGGAGGAGGCGGGUGAGGCACCGGGAGUGAGGCUCGCACCCCGCCCUGCCAGGGAGGGGACCCUCAAGCACGGACGGCCCUUGACUCCCUCCCCCCGUUGGAGAGCCAGUUGCAAAAGCAUCCCCGCCUGGACUGACCGGGAAAGGCAGGCUUUGCCGACGGGCCACGGACCUGAACGCACCCUCGACGGGGCGGACUUGUUUUGCAAGCCGUCGCUUCCGCGCCAAGGAACUGGGAAGCUGCCCCGCCGAAGGGUGGGCUCUCUGCCCCUCCCUUGGAAAGAGGAAUACGGCAGCGAAAGAGACACGGGGAGGGGGGCAGCCUGGGCCUUUCCCUCCCGGUCUGAAUGGGAAUUUUCCGGGAGGGGUUGGAUCCAAAGACGGGGAGGGGAGGGAGGGGUGGCUGCUGUGCGUGUACAUAGGCCGUAUUCUCUCGUGUAAGCGGGGCGACUGAAAAAAAACAAUAGUGUGGUUUAUUGAACUGUGGACUGGGCCGCCGCCCCUCUUGGGACUAGAACUACCAUCAAGGGACAGAGGGGGGACACUUCCUAGAAGGAAGGGGGAAGCCUCUUCUGAGAGGCUCGAACCUGCUGAGAAAAGAUGGCAACACGGGGUGUGGAGGGGGAGGAAAAUGUGUUCCCAAGCGUCAUGAUUUUUUGUGCCUGCUCCUUCGAUUUUUCCCCCUUUCUUUGAAAACUGCAAAUGUUUCCAUUGGGUUUAUUUAAAUGAUCUGAUUUUACACAAAAAGAGAGCGAGAGAACUUAUUGCACAACUGGGUGUUUAAUUUAAAAAAAAAACAACAUUGAGACUUUAUGCACUUGUAAUCUGCAAUUACAAGAGAGAAACUUUUCUUAAAAAAGAGAGAAACUUUUCUUAAAAUCUUAACCUCAUUUUGGGACAGGGUCCAGCUAAGCACGCUUUCACUGAAGAACUUCGAAAUGCUAUUGAUUUGUAAGCAUGUCUUACCUUUGCCAGUUAGUUGGUGGGAAUUCGGGUGCAUCACUCUGGCUGGAUCGUGUCCUUUGUUUUCUGUUUUAUUGAUUGACUUAAGCAAAACCACUGUAUUUUUUUUUUGCCUUGAGAAACACUGUCUUUAUUUGCGACAAUUGCAUAUCGAUUUUUGGAAUGCUAAGUGCUGUUUAUUUGGGAUCAUUUUAAAACCAUAGUACGUGCAUUUCUGAUCAACUUUGACGCCUCUGUAAGAGAGUAACUUGUGAUUCUUUAUUUUACAUGAUGGACUUCACCCACCCACCCCCAAUUACCAUUUUCUAUAGUGGUACUAAGGACUUAAAAUAACCCUAAAUUGACCUGGUUUUAAAAAACAAACAAACACAUGAAGUUUACAUAAAACAAUAUAAGCUGUGUAUGCAGUUUUUUAUGUAAAGUAUUAAAAGAUUCUAUGACGACA